AUGGGCUGGUUCAGCAGCAGCAGCAGCAGCAGCAGCAACACAAACCCCGCCGCCAUCGAGGGCGUCGCCCCAAACCGCACCCAGCGCGCAAAAUGCUGGGAGGCGCGCGACAGCUUCUUCCAGUGCCUGGACCGCCACGACAUCAUCGACCCCAUCAAGCACAGCGCCGCCGCGGGCGAGAAGUGUGCGCCGUCCUCGGCGGCGUUUGAGAAGGAGUGUGUGGGCAGCUGGGUCGAGUACUUCAAGAAGAGGAGGGUCAUGGAGUAUAACCGCAACGAGACAUUCAAGAAGCUGGAGGCCGAGGGCGCAAAGGCCGUGGGGAUGCCGAAUCCGUGGAGUGUUGUGAUAGGCAGUGGGGACUUUUUUGUAUAA
Molecule: messenger RNA, 372 nt
Organism: Morchella importuna
Lineage: Eukaryota; Fungi; Ascomycota; Pezizomycetes; Pezizales; Morchellaceae
Exons: 4
Coding region: 1-372 (123 amino acids)
Biological process (GO): mitochondrial respiratory chain complex IV assembly
Cellular component (GO): mitochondrion; respiratory chain complex IV; mitochondrial intermembrane space
Source: RefSeq, a predicted model, not a curated record